This is a messenger RNA of Rhodamnia argentea, 1760 nucleotides long. Its product is annotated as 11S globulin seed storage protein 2-like. The transcript is spliced from 4 exons. Lineage: Eukaryota; Viridiplantae; Streptophyta; Magnoliopsida; Myrtales; Myrtaceae. The record is from RefSeq and is a predicted model, not a curated record. Gene Ontology annotation, molecular function: nutrient reservoir activity. Bases 66 to 1538 code for a protein of 490 amino acids.
UCUCAUCUCUCUACUAGUUAUUUCUCUCUUGGUCUUCUUCUUCUUCUUCUCUCUCUCUCACAUCGAUGUCCAUGGGUAAUUUGAGACUACCUUUCCUGGCCGCGACCCUCUGCUUGCUCGUGCACGUGGCCUUGGGGAAGGGCUCCGCCACGACCGGGCUCGACGACGCCCAGCAAUGCAGGCUCUGGAGGAUCAGGGCCACCCAGCCGGACCAGCGCUUCGAGUCCGAGGGUGGCUUCACCGAGCUCUGGUCCGAGGAUGACGAUCAGUUCCAGUGCGCUGGGGUUGCCGCUGUCCGCAACAUCCUGCACCCCAACGCGCUCUUCUUGCCGGAGUUCAUCAACGCUCCUCGCUUGGUCUUCAUUGAGCAAGGUCGGGGAUUGCUGGGGAUAAACUACCCGGGAUGUCCCGAGACAUACCACUCGGGUCGAUCCUCUGGCGGCAGCAGCGGAAGAGGUAGGAGAUGGCAGGAAGAGGGCCAGCAAGGGGACAGGGGAAGGAGAGACCAACACCAGAAGGUUCACCGGAUCCGCCGGGGCGACAUCAUUGCCAUCCCCGAAGGCACGGUACAUUGGUGCCACAACGACGGCAAUGAAGAACUCAUUGCCAUCUCCAUCAUCGAUCUCAACAAUCAGGGCAACCAGCUCGAUCAAAGGCUAAGGGCUUUCUUCCUCGCUGGAGGCUUCGGAGGGCAGGGCCGCCAACAGGGCCGCCGGGGCGGGCGGUACAGCAUCCAAAACAUCUUCCAAGCCUUUGACACCGAACUCCUCGCCGAGUCCUACAACGUUCCGAUGCAGAUAGCUCAGAGGCUGCAACAGCAGAACAACAGGGGAAUCAUGAUCGACGUUGGUGAGAGGCUGAGAGUGGUAGCCCCCGAGGAGGACGAGGAGUACGAUGAGGAGUACGAGGAGGAGCAGGAGGAGAGGAUGCGAAGGCGAAGGGGACAGGGCGGUCGCUGGUCGUUGGCCUCGGAAAACUGGUUCGACGAGAUGUUCUGCACCAUGAGGAUCAAGCAGAACGUCGACAUCCGAAGGGAAGCUGACGUGUUCUCGAGGCAGGCCGGGCGGGUCAACGUCGUCGACAUGCACAAGCUCCCUAUCCUGCGUGAUAUGGACAUGAGCGCUGAGCGAGGCCGUCUUCUUCCGAAUGCGCUGUACACGCCGCACUGGUCGAUGACCGACCACAGGAUCGUGUACGUGACCCGUGGCGAGGCGCACGUGCAGAUAGUCGGGCAGGACGGGCAGAACGUGUUUGACGAACGGGUGAGCGAGGGCAGCAUGUUCGUGAUCCCGCAGUUCUACGCGACGGUAUCGAGGGCAGGCGACGGCGGGUUCGAGUGGAUCACCUUCAAGACCUCGAGCCAGCCCAUGAAGAGCCCGCUGGCGGGUUACACCUCGGUGUUCAGGGCCCUCCCGCUCGAGGUCAUCACCAACUCCUUCCAGAUGUCGCCAAGGGACGCUCAGGAGCUCAAAUACAACCGUGAGCACCAGACGUUCCUCUUGUCCCCGAGCUGCCGGAGUCGGUCCUUGUCGGACUAAUUUUAGUCCGUCGUACAUUUUGUUGCCUAAGUAGCACGAAGGUUAUGGUAAAACUGUGGUAUGGUAGGGUAGUAGAGGUCACUGCGACGCAAAAGGAAAAAAAUCCUUCUUCUACAGUAAGAGAAGGUUAAGUUGUUGGCGGGAUUGAGAAGUGAGCUAAGAGCAUGUUCAUGAGGAACUUUUGGGUUAAUCAAAUAAUAAUAAAGUGGCCUUCUUUCUAAA